Molecule: messenger RNA, 859 nt
Organism: Gavia stellata (red-throated loon)
Lineage: Eukaryota; Metazoa; Chordata; Aves; Gaviiformes; Gaviidae
Gene: REEP2
Product: receptor accessory protein 2
Exons: 8
Coding region: 1-780 (259 amino acids)
Biological process (GO): endoplasmic reticulum tubular network organization
Cellular component (GO): endoplasmic reticulum membrane; endoplasmic reticulum tubular network; cytoplasmic microtubule
Molecular function (GO): microtubule binding; taste receptor binding
Source: RefSeq, a predicted model, not a curated record
AUGGUCUCCUGGAUCAUCUCUCGCCUCGUGGUGCUGAUCUUCGGCACCCUCUACCCCGCGUACUCCUCCUACAAGGCCGUGAAGACCAAAAACGUGAAGGAAUAUGUGAAGUGGAUGAUGUACUGGAUUGUGUUUGCCUUUUUCACCACUGCAGAAACACUCACAGACAUUGUUCUUUCUUGGUUUCCCUUUUAUUUCGAGCUGAAAAUUGCAUUUGUGAUUUGGCUGCUCUCCCCUUACACCAAGGGCUCCAGUGUGCUCUACAGGAAGUUUGUGCACCCAACGCUCUCCAAUAAGGAGAAGGAAAUUGAUGAAUACAUUACUCAGGCUCGUGACAAGAGCUAUGAAACCAUGAUGCGAGUUGGCAAGAGAGGGUUAAACCUUGCUGCCAAUGCAGCAGUUACUGCAGCUGCAAAGGGCCAGGGAGUUUUGUCUGAGAAGUUGCGAAGUUUCAGCAUGCAGGAUCUCACUCUGAUCCGAGAUGAAGACACUGUGCAUAUGCGAAGCCAUGAGCCACAGCGGCACCCCUCUAGUGGCAGUCUUCUUGAAACCAUUGAGGAUUCAGGAGAGGAGAGCAGUGUGGCACAGAGGUCUAAUGGAACCCCAUUGGAGACUAGAACAGACCCAUCAGAUGAAGAUGCAGGAGAUAAACUUCCUAAACGUACCCAGAGUCUCAAAAUGCCUAAGAAGAUGAUGAAAGCUGAGCUUCCAGUAAGAAGUGUGAAAGCCCGCCCUAAGAAGAAAGCUGCAGGCUCUGUUGCUUCUGGCGAGUCAUCCUAAGGAGACCUCCCCCUCCCCAGCACCUGUCUCUGUCCCGGGAUUUGCCUGUCACUUUUGAGGAGAAACUCCCCAAAGGAAG